This is a messenger RNA of Cicer arietinum (chickpea), 1110 nucleotides long. RefSeq names its product protein TIFY 10A-like. Gene Ontology annotation, biological process: regulation of jasmonic acid mediated signaling pathway; regulation of defense response; response to wounding. Gene Ontology annotation, cellular component: nucleus. The record is from RefSeq and is marked validated. NCBI's taxonomy places the organism in Eukaryota, Viridiplantae, Streptophyta, Magnoliopsida, Fabales, Fabaceae.
UCGCACUCUUGCAUUGUUUAGAACUCUCAUCCUCAAACAACGCGCUUUCUCUCUCUAACAAUGUCUACCUCAUCGGAACACUCUGAGAUUUCCGGCCAGAAACCGGCGAGGUCACCGGAAAAGUCAACUUUCUCUCAAACUUGCAGUUUAUUGAGUCAAUAUAUUAAGGAAAAGGGUAGCUUCAAAGAUCUUUCUCUUGGGAUGACAUGCAACACCGACCCAAUUGGGUCUCCUGAGACAUCUUCUCAUUCUGCAACAACCAUGAACUUCUUUCCUAACAAGGAAAACAACUUGACACCAAAGAACCUUACAACCAUGGAUUUGCUCACUCCACAAGCUGCCUUGAACAAUUCCAAUGCUAUUAAGGGACCUAAAGCUGCACAGUUGACGAUGUUUUAUGGCGGUCAAGUAAUUGUAUUUGAUGAUUUUCCAGCUGAUAGAGCACAUGAGCUUAUGUCUUUUGCAAGCAAAGGAAUCUCUCAAAGCCACAACAAUUCUGUUUUCACUUACACACAGAGCCAGCCUUCGUUUCCGAUUAAUUUGGUCAGAACUUCCGCUGAUUCAACCACUCCAAUUGUUCCUAGUGUGAACAUUGUCGCUAAUACUGGCGCUGGCUCCGUUCUUGAACACCCUCAAGUUCCCUCUAGACCUAUCGUUUGUGAUCUGCCGAUUGCGAGGAAAGCUUCGCUUCAUCGGUUCCUGGAGAAGAGAAAGGAUAGAAUUGCAGCAAAAGCACCAUAUCAAAGGACAAAUACCAUGGAGCAUGUUAACAAGGCAACUGAGUCCAUGUCAUGGCUUGGAUUAGGUGCCAAACCAACUCAAAUAUGAUCACAGCUAUAGAAUUUUAAUGUAAUUUUGAGCAUUUUUUAUUUUAAAAUCAAAAUGCUAUAUAGUCAGAUCUGUUUUUGCCAGAACUUUUUUUGACAAAGUUUCUGGUUAUUUUUUAACUGACUUGAAAGCAGCAUUAUUAUUAUUAUUACUAUUAUUAUUCUUGUUUAAUACUCAUGGUUAAGAUAUAUGUUAUGGGCUUAUUUUUGGCCCUUUAUUUGUCAUUGUAACUUUGGCUUUGCUGGGCCUUAUUAUAGAUUUCUAACUAUUUUUGUCUAGUUA